CACCCAAAGCUCUUGCGUUUCCGGCCAGCUCAGCGUCAGUCCUGUGGUGUUGUCAGCUCCCUGUCAGUCGCUCUCUGCUUCACCUGUGAUAUAUAUCUGUUCCCCCCUAGAAUCACCGGAGAACCACCGCCACCGGAGAGAUGGUGCUGCUGACGAUGAUCGCUCGGCUGGCGGACGGGCUGCCGUUAGCCGCCUCCAUGCAGGAGGACGAGCAGGGAAGUGAAAAGUUGGGUCGGGACCUUCAGCAGUAUCAGAGUCAAGCUAAGCAGCUCUUCAGGAAACUCAAUGAACAGAGUCCAUCACGCUGCACUUUAGAGGCCGGCUCCAUGGCAUUUCACUAUGUUAUAGAGAAAGGCGUGGUGUACCUGGUGCUGUGUGAAGCCAGCUUUGCUAAGAAGCUGGCCUUUGCUUACCUUGAAGACCUGCAGGCAGAGUUUCAUGAGCAGCAUGGGAAGAAGGUCCCUACAGUUUCACGGCCAUACUCCUUCAUUGAAUUUGACACCUACAUCCAAAAAACCAAGAAGUCGUACAUCGACAGCCGAGCGAGGAGGAAUCUGGGCAGCAUCAACACAGAGCUGCAGGACGUCCAGAGGAUCAUGGUGGCUAACAUAGAGGAGGUGCUGCAGAGAGGAGAGGCUCUGUCGGCGCUGGACUCCAAGGCCAGCAACUUGUCCAGCCUGUCCAAGAAGUACAGGAGCGACGCCAAGUAUCUGAACACCCGCUCCACCUAUGCCAAGCUGGCAGCCGGCGGCGUCUUUUUCAUCAUGCUCAUUGUCUACGUACGCUUCUGGUGGCUCUGAGAGAGAAAAAGAGGAGAAGGAGAAGAAGGAAUUGAAGAAGGAAAUGAGCUGCAGAGAAUCGGCAGACACUAAGAAGAGCUGUCACCUUUGACUAAAACAGGAUCUUAAUAAGACUUUGCAGACAUGCCACCGCCCGUUUUGUUCUCACCUGUCCAUGGAUGUGUGGUCUGAAUAUAAAUGAUGUCAUAUCACAUAGUUUUAUUAUUAACAAUUAUUCAGUAUUGCGCUUGUAAUUGUCCUGAAGAAAGGUUCAAACAAAAUGAGUGAUCGUGAGUGUUUUGGUGUGAUUGCUCUGUUUCUGAAGGUGAUGAAAACACAUUUCUUGUUUUGUGAGUUUACAAAGCUGUACUAUAACAUGACUGAUUCACUCUUGUAUAAUGUCUGUAAUAAUACAGAGAAGAGCAAAGAAAACAUAAGCCUAUUUAUCCUGAGCACGUCAUAUGGCUAUCUGAAUUCAUUUACAUUAUAAUCAAACGGGAUGUACCACAGUUACAAUCGCAAAAAUGGCAUUUAUCAUUUUACGUUGAAUUGACUCAGCUAUCAACUAGGGAAAGUACUUUUAAAGUAAACUGUCACAUGGAAGUGGUGGUAUAAGUGGCUGCACAAACAUUUUAAGGUUGUCAGAGAAGGAGGAAAGUCAUGGAGUUUUUCUUUUUGCUGAAAGAAGGGUAGAGGUUAACUUAAUAUCAAUCCAAAUUUAUAUUUCAGCCUUGGUGAUUGUCACAAAGCAUAUAUUUAGUGUGCAUAGUUGGUCAUAAAUGUGCUCAAAAAAAUGUAUCAUGCAAAUGACAACAAUCCUGUCGAAGUUUAAUUUUAUAUUUUUCGCCAGUGAAUAGGACUUAUCUGUCAAUUAUAGGAAAAACAGCAUAAGGAUAUUUAUGUUUAUGGAUAAUACUGAUUGAGUUAUCUCUGCUGGCAUUAGUUCCCCUCUUCUUCACAUCAGCCUUCACAAUAAUUAGUUCCAUGUUAUAUUUUGAGUUUAGCCUUUUAGGUAUGCCUUUUUUCUGGAGAAGAGGAAGAAAAAAUGGAGAGCCCACAGCCCCCACCCGCCAAUAAAUGUCCUAAAGUUCCUCACCUCAACAUUCAUACACACUUUAUCCUCCCUGGCACCACGACUGUGGACCAGCAGUGUUUUAUAAGCAGGCAUAUUAAAAAAGAAGUGUGUGCUGCUUGGGUCCUUUUUAUGUUGUAUAAAGUUUCCACAUGUAAACCAGAGAGUCUCUUUUUCUGUUCUGUCUGCUAUCAAUGAAUAAAAUGAUUUGCACAAAA
Molecule: messenger RNA, 2069 nt
Organism: Gymnodraco acuticeps
Lineage: Eukaryota; Metazoa; Chordata; Actinopteri; Perciformes; Bathydraconidae
Gene: sec22bb
Product: SEC22 homolog B, vesicle trafficking protein b
Exons: 6
Coding region: 141-800 (219 amino acids)
Biological process (GO): vesicle fusion with Golgi apparatus; retrograde vesicle-mediated transport, Golgi to endoplasmic reticulum; endoplasmic reticulum to Golgi vesicle-mediated transport
Cellular component (GO): SNARE complex; ER to Golgi transport vesicle membrane; endoplasmic reticulum-Golgi intermediate compartment
Molecular function (GO): SNAP receptor activity
Source: RefSeq, a predicted model, not a curated record